This is a messenger RNA of Chenopodium quinoa (quinoa), 1719 nucleotides long. RefSeq lists its product as uncharacterized. NCBI's taxonomy places the organism in Eukaryota, Viridiplantae, Streptophyta, Magnoliopsida, Caryophyllales, Amaranthaceae. The transcript has a single exon. Bases 1 to 1719 code for a protein of 572 amino acids. The record is from RefSeq and is a predicted model, not a curated record.
AUGGACCGUCGUUGGAUGUAUAGUGGUUCUCGAACCACACCUGAAUACUUAGCCGGGGUCAAAGAGUUCUGUAGAAUCGCAGUGCAACACCAAUGGAGUACACUUGUUGAACAAAGGCUAACCAAAGCAAGACCUAUUUUCUGCUCUUGUCGUGAUUGUAACAAUGUGAAGAGGUGGAAAGACAUUAAGAAAAUAGAGGACCAUUUGAUUAUUCGUGGGUUUAUGCCAAACUACAGUAUUUGGUAUUGGCAUGGCGAAAAAUUUCCUCCCGCGGAUAAUUCUUCUAUUAACGACAAUGAAGCUGAUGAGAGAGAGCCGAAUGGUUUUGACGAUAAUGAAGUGGGUUUUAAUGAUGAUGUUGAGGAAGACAGGAUAGAAGAGAUGAUAGACGGAUUAGGCGAUCAUGUUAAUGAAGAUUCUCAUAUAUAUGAGAAUGUGUCGAAAGCAGUUGAGACACCGUUGUAUCCUGGUUGUUCUAAGUAUUCCAAGCUUUCUGGGAUUUUAACUUUAUAUAACUUGAAAGCGAAGAGCGGGUGGACCAACACUAGUUUCACUUUGUUGUUGGAAACUCUCUCUGAUAUGUUUCCAGAAGGAAAUGACAUUCUUAAGUCGACUUACUAUGCAAAGAAGUUGAUGUGUCCAUUGGGUUUAGAGUACACCAAGAUCCAUGCAUGUCCUAAUGAUUGUGUGCUAUAUCGAAAGGAGAAUGCAAAAUUGGAUGCUUGCCCAAAGUGUGGUGUGUCACGAUACAAGCGAGAGGGCUUAAAUAAGGAUCCCUUGAAGUGGCCACCAGCUAAGGUAGUAUGGUAUCUUCCUAUAAUACCAAGGUUGAAGCGCCUGUUCUCAAUUAAGGAUGAAGCAAAGAAGUUGGUUUGGCAUGAAAAUGAGAGGAAGAAGGAUGGGUUGAUCAGACACCCAGCUGAUUCGUUGCAAUGGAAACACAUUGACAAGACAUUUCUAGAAUUCGAGAAGGAGCCGAGGAACAUAAGACUGGCAUUAAGUACGGAUGGGAUGAAUCCAUUUAGCACCCUUAGUAGUCAACAUAGUACAUGGCCUGUUCUUCUGUCAAUAUACAAUAUACCUCCUUGGUUGUGCAUGAAGCGCAAGUACAUCAUGUUAUCACUUCUAAUCCCAUGUCCUAAACAACCUGGCCAUGAGAUAGAUGUUUAUUUGGAGCCCCUUAUUGACGAUUUGAAAUUGUUGUGGGAUGAAGGUGUUGUGACAUUUGAUGCUCUUUCGGGUACAAAUUUCAGAUUAAGAGCCAUGGUGUUUUGUACUAUUAUUGACUUUCCUGCAUAUGGAAAUUUGUCAAGGUACAAAGUCAGAGGACAAAAACCAUGCCCUAUUUGUGAGGAUGACAUGCAAAUUACACGCUUGAAGCAUUGGGGGAAGAAUGUGUACAUGCAUACCAGACGAUCACUUCGUCGAAAUCACCCAUACAGGAAGAUGAGACAACAAUUCGACGGGCAUGUUGAGAGGGGAGUGAGUCGUGAGCCAUUGACAGGAAUCGAAGUGUAUGAGAAAAUUAAAAAUGUUAAGACAAUCUUCGGUAAGAUGCACAGAGAGAUAUCGAAGAAGGGUGUGUUGUGGAAAAAAGUGUCUAAGUCGUGGGAUCUGCCUUAUUGGAAGCACUUGUCGGUUCGACAUUGUCUUGAUGUUAUGCAUAUUGAAAAAAAUGUUUGUGAGGCACUAAUUGGGACUUUUUUGAAUAUCAAAUGA